Symbiodinium pilosum is the source of this 858-nucleotide messenger RNA. Lineage: Eukaryota; Dinophyceae; Suessiales; Symbiodiniaceae. The record is from the annotation of a GenBank genome assembly.
AUGGGCAGCCGCAAGGUGGUGGCGCCGGAGCGCGCGCGGCCGACGGAGAUCCCGCAGCGCAUCGUGGAUCCCACCAGGGUCACAGAUAUCUUCCUCGACUUUGACGGGACGCUCACGGCCUCCAACCAAGCCGGGGUGGCCGGCUACGUACUACCCCUCCUGGAGCCCUGCCGCCACCUUCGCAUCUCUGAUGCCCUGGAAAACGGUGGCACCUUGACUUGGGGGGACUUGGAUCUGCACAUGGCUGCGGCAACUGCAGAGGCGGUUCUGGACUUCUCCGACAGCUCCAUGCUGGGCAGCCGGGAGGUGCGAAGGCAGUUGCAAGGCUCAUUGGAGACCUUGGUGUCACAGGGUUUGCGCCUCCACGUGCUGACCAUGGGAACGCCUCAGACGUGCAAGGCGCUGCUGGCUGCGGGUGGCUACGACGUGGCGCUUUUCAGCAGCUUUCUAGGUCCCACUGAGAUGGCUAGAAACCAAGGGCUGCGGCAUCUCUUUGCCAGCGAGAACGGGAGUUUCCAGUUCGAUGUUCAGGAAGACAUUGAUGCCCUGCAUCAUUUGCAGAGGACCGGAGAGCAGAAUGAGAUCCUGCAGCGCAUCAUGAGCAUGGAGAAGCAGUUGUCCAAGGCGGAUCUCAUCCUCUCUUUGGCCGGACAGGGUGGUGUGCUUGUGGAUGACAACUAUGGGAAGAACAUCUUUGAUGCUAGGGCCAAAGAUGUGAUGUACAUCCAUGUGGACCCUGAAGGGGUCGUGAAUACGAGUGCAGCCAUCAAGGAUUUGGCCGAACUGAUUGCAGGCAAGACAGACGUCGGAGUUACCUCCAGCCAUGAGCCUUGCUCUGUGGGAGUGAAGGUUGUGUAG